Messenger RNA from Orcinus orca (killer whale), 3647 nucleotides. Its product is annotated as RNA-binding protein MEX3D-like. The transcript is spliced from 2 exons. NCBI's taxonomy places the organism in Eukaryota, Metazoa, Chordata, Mammalia, Artiodactyla, Delphinidae. The record is from RefSeq and is a predicted model, not a curated record. Bases 938 to 1609 code for a protein of 223 amino acids.
GCUCAUGAACCAAAAGAAUCCAACUUUGUUAAAUACCUGACUAUGCCCUGGGCCUGCAUGGGUACACAGGUAUCCUCAUGUAUGCACCAUCCCAAAAUACAAAUUUAUCUAUUGAGAGCUCACUGGCGAAGACGCUAAUGUGUCUGCUAAGGUCCUUCCCCACUAGGGCAGCACACUGGUAUUAUCGACCAGUUCUACGUGUUGCAAACUUUUGCCAGCUAGAACUUCAGCCUUUGAAUCUCAGCAUUUUCACUGUAGUCAUAACUCAUUCAAAUUAUCUUACACUUUGCAUCUUAUCCAUAUGCAAUUGUGAACCUUGCCAAAACUGGUUGGAAAAGUUUCAUUCCAUACUUCCACAAGUUACUAAAAUAGGAACUUUGGAAGUUUGUUAGGGAAAAAUAAAAAACUUUUACAAUAACUAAAAGCAACUGCUAUCCAUUAUUAAUGCUAGGCCUAAAUCCCAAACAGACCAUUUCAACAUAGAAGAUGCAUUUAAGAGUCUUCUGAGAUCAAAUAGCCGGUAGAUGACUGUUAGAUAUUGCAAUAAGAAGGCAUGUCAUGUGGGAAAUGAAUCCAGAAACUAGAGAGGAGAGAAGAAACUAUGGAUACUUUUUAGUCUUCCAGAAAGUAUUCCGGUUAAACCGUUAUCUCCUGCUAAAUGAAAGCAAGAGGUGGUAGCAGGUUUUUGAAGGGAGUGGUGAAUAAACAUUUUAUAUGAAGCAUACAAACUUCAUCUAGGUGAUUAAUGGUCAGAUCGCAAUGUACCAAAACAGUAUGAAGGCUCACACUUUUCUUCAAAAAAAUUUUAGCGCAAGAUCACUUUAGCUUCAUGCCUUUUACUCAAAGAAAAUAAAUAAUAUAUUCAAAAGGGACCAAACUUGGGGCCGUGAAGUAGCAAUAUUUUGCCUGGGGGUGGUGCAGACAAGGGAGGGAUGGAAUGGGAGGGCAUGGAAAGGAGAGGCGCUGGGGCGACAGAGACCCACGCUCCGAGUUAGGUCGGAGGGAAAAGUUGCCCCCGUCCUGUGCGCUGGGCGGCCCGAGUCGCGCGGCAGCAGCGGGAGGCGGCGGCGGCGGCGGCGGCGGCGGCGGCGGCGGGGGGGGGGGGGGCAGUCGCGUCCGGCCCGGCCGCCGCUCAGGCUCGCGGCCGGUAGCCCAACUCCGCCCGGCGCGCCCCGGCCCGCGGCCUCCGUCGCUCGCCGACCCGCGCAGCGUGGGCUCGUCCCGACACCGAAACUUUCGCUCGGGAAAGCGAGCGGGCGACUGGCGGCGAGGACGCAGGCUCCACCCGGCCGGCGCGGGGGGACGCGGGGCCACGCAGCUCCGCUCCGCCGAGCCCCGGGACCGGCUCGCCGCCGCCCGCCCAUGCCCAAGGGGCGCUGUCCCGGAGGGGGCCCUGGCCCGCGUCCCUCCCGCGGCCGGACCCCAAAGGCUGACAAACAAUAAACAAAAGCUGUCUUCACUGAUGGGAAAGAAAAAAAAAAGUAUACCUCCUUCCUCCAAACCCCCAUCCCAUUUCUUCCUCCUCAUCUCCCUCACUUUAGUUUGCAGCCUGCUGCAUUUUCUAAUCCUUCUCAAGAUUCCAAAAGGAAAGACGACUGUAUCACGUUAAAGGCUCUGGCACACAGACAGGGGAAUCUGCACCUUGGUAGAGGUUACACAGCUAGAGAGCCUCUGAAAAGAGGAAAUUACUGUAGGAAUGCCCACUCAGCAUGUGAGGGUGAGGUGACAUGUUAAGGCCACUCUCAUUCAGACUCUCCCCCACCCCACCCCCUUUUUAAAAGUAAGGAGCAAGAAAUAUGCUACUGGAGAAAACAAAGUUCUCUGAAAUAGUCUGCAUCUUUCUAACGUGAUUUUAUGCUUGUUCUCCAGUUACUUUAUUGCCAGAAUAAUUCCUGAAUUCUCAAGAGACCAUUUUCACACGCGCCCCCAACCCCGCUUCUAAAUCUCCUUGGAAAACUCUGAUUAUUUAUUAAGGGGUGAGGGGAAAUAAUGACUUAAACCUUUAAUGAGAGAGCCCCGUCUUCCCAAACUACACAACUGCUUUUCCUUGGUUCCUCUUGGAUUAUCAGUAGGGGAGAAACGUCCUAAAUGUCAAGCCGAAUAACGGAGACAACAUCCCUGGCCACGAAAACCCUCGCUGGGAUCUAUAACUUCAACGCGCUCCAAGUUUCCUCGAUAGAAGUUUCUGGCUGACGGUUCCAACAUGUAACUGAGGCACAGUGAGAAGUUAUUGUUCCGAGUGUGUACUCUUGGGAAGCUUUCUUCCAGAGCAGAUUAAAAUCUUUCUUUUGGUGUGUUAAAAGAUAGACUUCACAUCUGCCUCUUCCCAAAACAGCAAAGAUGCUGACUUUUAAUUGAAUCUCAAAGAAAAGGAAAAUAAUUUUUUAGAAAGGGCUGGCACGUCGCCCUGGUUUAAAAAAAAAUGGGGAAAGAAAUUUAAUGCUGCUAUUUCUACUUUGAAAACUUCUUUUGUUGCAGCAGUGGAUGUGCCCGCGAUUUCCAGCUUUCUGCGGUUAGCAAUAUUAUCUUAAGUAACUUUUGGCGCCCUUCGUAAGACUUUUGGAUAUGGGACGAUUGUUUGCGCCCUCUAGGCAAGGGCUGGAUCCAAGUUCAGCACCAAAGCCCUGCACAUCCGCUCCUGCUUUCUCUCCUACCUCCGCCAGCUCCCGCUCCCUCCCCCGCGGGAGGUGGGGGGGUGGGCCGGCGGGGGAAACACUACAAAGCACAGUUCCAACUACAGCCUUUGGAAACAGGACUGCGAAAAAUACAGUAGAAGAGUUACAGUUACAGAGAGGCUUCUGGUAACUUUCUCUCCAACAGGCAUAAAUUUAAACACACAAAGAAACAGAUGUUCCUCAAAGGGCAGACUGGGGGUAGAAAACCUUUCCAACCCUCUCCCCUACGUCCCAAGUUGCAAAAGUAAAUCCUUGUCCAGAGUUCACAAAGAUACUAAGACCCUUGAAAGAGAACAGGGAUGGAGGGCGAAGAGAAGAAAGAAAGGAUAGUAGAGAGAACAGUAUAGGAAACACAGGUGAAGUACAAAAACUAGUUUACUGCAAUCGUAUAAGUGACCCAUUGUUAGGAAGGAUAAACCCCUUAUUGGAAAUAACCACUCCAGUCAUUUAUUUUGCAAGUGCUAGGCGGCUGCCUUGAAAUGGGAUUGUCUCUGCGCAAAGGAGGCUCCUGUCAUGCUCUCUGCUAUCCAUAUUCUCCCUGGCACAGAGCCCAGCCUUGCAUUUGCUGUGUUUUAUUUGCAGAAAUGUUACCUUGCCAGUUUUAGUGAAAUCCUCUUAGAUAUAUAAAUUAUGUCAAUAAGGUUUCACUUAUAUGUACAUCUCAAAUACCUCUCAUUUUGGAGGUUACUUAAUAGGAAGAUCUUAUUAAUAUGAUUUAGAUUUUAAUGUACAAAGCAAUGAAGGUAAAAUUGGGGUUUGUAAGUGACAACGCCAUUUACUCUAGUUCCUACCAAGACUAACUUUAUUACUAGCAGCUUCCAACAUUUUUCUUCUCUAGUUUUUUGACCUACAGUCACUUGUGUGCAGAUUUUCUUAUAUGCAUAUAUUCCUAAAUUGAAUCAUGUUCCUGAACUGAGCAUCCAAGUGGAUUCUUACAUCAGAUUUCCAGGCCAGAUUUGAUUAGAAUGCCUA